Ectocarpus sp. CCAP 1310/34 is the source of this 2702-nucleotide messenger RNA. NCBI's taxonomy places the organism in Eukaryota, Phaeophyceae, Ectocarpales, Ectocarpaceae. The record is from the annotation of a GenBank genome assembly.
UGCUGUUUCCGCGUUUUUUGGACACAUCACACACAUCCAUGCGUGCGAUGUGGAGGCGUCACCCCAAACGGCAAGUCUGCAUGGUUGGCACCUUCGUGCUGGCACAAGUCUUCGUGCUUCGCUAUGGUAUCCGUGCCUUGAAGGACUCGUCCUCUGGCGCAGGAGCAGGCGGAGCAGCAGCAGCAGCGGCAGUAGGAGCAUCAAGAGCACCAGCACCAGCAGCAGCAGCACUUCCAGGCACACCUUCUUGCGAUUGGAAAGAAGGCGGGCCGGAAAUCUUUGUGAUUAAUGUCGACGUGAGACCAAAAAAACCUCCACGGGCGGAUCAUUGGUACCACGUUACGGAGGCCUCGGCGAGUCGGCGUGCGGAGUUGAUGAAGACCGUCAACGAGACGAGUGAAACCUUGUAUUUGCAGGUGCUCGAUCCUACCUGGAUGGCCGGCACCUCUCCCAUGACCCGACUCUUCCUGGCGGCCACCUUUGCCAACGCCGGCACGAAAAAAGUCUACUUCGUUGACACGAAUCGAACAAGGUUUGGGUAUGGUACGAGUAAUAUCACAACAGGACGACCAGAAAGUCCAAGUCCUCCGUCCUUCAGCGUUCAAAGCAACAGCGCCAGCCUCACACCAGCCGACAAGGACAGGAACAAGACCGAUGUCGACCAAAGCGCGCCGGUAGGGGCACAAGCUGAAGAGUUGCCAACGGCAAACGGGGAGCCAGUUCCGGGGCAGGUGGGACUGCUGGAGUUCCUACCAUGCGGUCGAGGAAACGAGAUCACACUGUCCUCGGCAUCUGCUAUUUCCGAACGACAGAACGUCUCAACAGACGCCGGAACGCCGAUAUCAAACGAUGAUGGGGAAGGGUUGUUUGGGGGCGGAGAGGACACAGAUGGUCGCGGUGAGUGCGACACCCCGCGGGAACCGGUUUGCGUGAAGUACCUCAACACCGUGGGCCGAAAAAAGGUCAGCACAGAGCACUGGUUUCCAAGCCCGGAGGAUGCUCGUUCAUUUCGAACGGCGAUCAACACGUUCUGUCCCAUGCCGUUUCUUAGAGGCGCGGAGGAAGCAGGGGCGGGAGGAGACAGACACCGGCGGGUCGAAGGAGAUGGCUGGGAAGGGGGAGGGGAAGGUGGUGUUCGGCGUCUUUUGCUCUACCAGCGUGAUCAGUGCCGAAGGAUCAAGAACGCGGCACAGGUGAUGGAGGACCUCCGGGAGAGGCUUGGCGGAGAUUGGCUCGUGGAGGAGAUGAUACACGAUGCGGACAGGCAACCGUGUGAGCUGGUGAAAACCGUGGGUGGCGUGGACGUCCUCUUGACUCCGCACGGUUUUCAGUCGAUGUUGGGACUGUUCCUGCGGCCGGGCGCGCUGCUUUUUGAGGUUUUCCCCCACAAAUACUUCUGGGGACAGUACGCCGCUAUGGUGGAAGGACUAGGCGUUCGCCACGCCUGGAGCAUGAGCCGAUCAGGGCGAUUUUUUAUGAGGUUCGCCCACCCCACCACGGAGACAUGCAUGCGGUAUAAACGCUGCCGGGCGUAUUCGCGCAACACCGAUGUCGAAAUCGAAGAACAAGACUUGGAGCGUCUGGUAAAGCUGGCGGUGCCACCAUCAACGAGUGGGAACUUGUGAUUGCACAUGUCAGUGUGCUCAACCUUGCGUGCGCCGGGGACGAUGUGGUGGCCACGGAUGGAGAUAGAAUAUUGUAGGACUGGAACAGUGAGAAGAAAUGCAAGCAGCUUCGCAUAGGAGCCCCGUCAGUAAAGGGCCAUCAGGCGUCAGACCCGCGACGUCCUGUCCCCGAGCUUCUGGGAGCAGAUGGCCUACGACCGGAAGAGUCCCGCGUCCCCGAACUGGGUCGGGGAGAAGGGAGGCCGCGUGCCCCUCGGGGACGGCAUCCCCGGCUUCAGGGAGAAGUGGUUCAAGGGCGCCGGCCGGUCCAACCCGCCAAGCCCUCCCCUGAUCCCCCAGCGACCGAACCCCAAGCGCUUAGGGUUCACGAACGAGGAGUCGUUUCUCGUGCGGUGGUGGAAGGAGAACAACGAGCAAAGCACCCGUCUCCCCAGGCCCUGUGGGACGCGCUCGAAACGAAGCUUCUCACGGCGAAGCGGUCGGGAAACACAUGCGACCCCUGGAAUCGUGCGUUCGGGCCCACCCAUCGGACGUCCAAGGCGCUGAACGACCACGCCGCGAGGGGCAUGAAGGAAUUCGACUGGGGCGGCACGAAAACCGAAGAGGGCAGGAGCGGUAAGAGGAGGCAGCAGCAGCAGGAGCGGGAGAAACAUGCCGCUGCUGGAGCCGAGGCCGGUGAUCAGCGGGAGCGUCAGGGGAGCAAGAAGAGGUCGAGAGAGGACGCAGCGUCCACAAAGGGACGGGCUGCGGCCGGAGCUCCCCCGGUGGAGGCAGACGCGAGGCAGGAAAACGCCCAGGCGUAGGGUUGUUGGGGUUGUGGCCGCAGGAAAGGAAGACGGUGGUGUUCCUUUGGCGGGGUGGCCAGCACGUUAAAUUUGUCGAUCGGGACGUUUCGUUAGGGUUUCGUAUGUUUUGUUUUCGGCGGCAGGGGGCCUCAAGGGCAAGGCGAGGGCUCUAUCCACUGGCUGGCGGCGCGAGGGCUGAGGUUUGGCCAGGGUUCAGAGUUUCUUCGGGCCGCUAGGACCACCAGAACCACCAGAACCACCAGGACCACCAGAACCAUCAGAACCAUCAGAC